ACACUGGAGUGAACUGCAGAAGGGAACGUGCCGUUAUUUGCUUCUCCCAGCACAAACUGUAUAUUUUGAAGGAGCAUAUAAAAUAGACGUACAUUUAAAAAAAAAAAAAAAUGGGUGACAUUAAACUUCCAAAGCACAUGUUCCUUUGGAGCAUGUCUGUCAUUUAUAUGUUUGCAUUUGCGUCUCUUUAUGUACAGAUACCAGGUCUCUAUGGGAGUGAUGGGAUCCUGCCUGCCUGGCGCAUGCUGCGGUACACGGGGAAGCCUCUCCUGGAGCAGCUGCAGGACUCCCCUACUCUGCUGUGGCUGGGUCCUCAGCUAGGCCUGGACACCCAGCAGGGGAUGGAGUUAAUCUGCCUACUGGGGACAUUGAUGGCUUUUGGUGCAAUGGUGUGGGAACCCCUGAGAGACACACUGGUAUUCCUCUGCCUCUGGGUACUCUACCUUUCACUCCAAAAGGUUGGCCAAGUCUUCCUCUACUUUCAGUGGGACACUCUGCUGCUAGAGGCAGGGUUCCUCACUGUCUUGGUAGCUCCUUUCAACCUCUUCAAAUGGAAGUCCACUGUGUCCAAGCACCACGAUGGCAUCACCUUCUGGCUCAUCCGCUGGCUCUUCUUCCGGCUCAUGUUUGCUUCUGGAGUGGUUAAGCUGACAAGUCGCUGCCCAGCCUGGUGGGGCCUCACAGCUUUGACUUACCAUUAUGAAACCCAGUGCAUCCCUACACCUGUCGCUUGGUUUGCCCAUCAGCUUCCAGUCUGGUUUCAGAAGCUCAGUGUUGUCGGUACCUAUGCCAUUGAGAUCGCUGUCCCUUUUAUGUUUUUUGCACCCAUCAGAAGUAUGCGAAUCGUCUCCUUUUACCUGCAGGCCUUGCUUCAGGUUUUAAUCAUUCUGACUGGAAACUAUAACUUCUUUAAUCUCCUGACCAUUGUGCUGAGUCUCUCCUUGCUUGAUGAUGAGCAUAUGUACUACUUCCUGGGGCCCAGGAAACAAAACAAAUCUCAAUCCUGGACUCAGACACUAGUAAAAUGGGGCACAGCUCUUGCAGAACUAGCAUCUUAUUGCUUAGUUGUUUACUGGACGGUGGUGUAUUUUGAACUUGAAAUCAACUGGGAAAAGAAAAGCAUAUCCUCAAAAACAGCCUUCACUUAUCACGAGUUUAACCAAUGGUUGAAGACGGUUACGAUUCCUAGUAUUUGGAUUGGAGUUCUGUCUCUGACCUGGGAAGUAAUCACGGCCAUGUUCAAGUGUGCCAGUGUGCAGGGUUUCUUUUGGAAGCUGUGGGCCACUAUCCAGUGGGCGAUAUUUGCAACUGCAGCCGCUUGCAUGUUUGCUGUCAGCCUGGUCCCUUAUACCUACAUUGAAAAUGACUCCAACAGCAAAAUUUGGACAGGUGUGAGGACAAUGUAUGACAGUGUUGACCGCUUCCAGCUUGUAAACUCCUAUGGGCUUUUCAGAAGAAUGACUGGAGUUGGAGGUCGUCCGGAGGUGGUAGUGGAGGGCAGUUACGAUAAGGAAACCUGGACAGAAAUAGAGUUCAUGUAUAAGCCUGGAAAUGUAAGCACUGCCCCCCCAGUAGUUGCCCCACACCAGCCUCGACUUGACUGGCAGAUGUGGUUUGCAGCGCUCGGCCCCCACACUCGAAGCCCCUGGUUCACUGGAUUAGUCCAGAGACUGCUUCAGGGGAAGAAGGAUGUUAUUGACUUGGUGCAAGUGGAUGAGUCUCAAUACCCCUUCAGAUCACAUCCUCCAACUUUCAUCCGAGCCCGGCUUUACAAGUACUGGUUCACCAAGGUCAGCGAGGAUGGUUCAGUGCCUCAGAAGUGGUGGAGGAGGCAGUUUUCUGAUGAAUUUUACCCCACUGUGUUUCUUGGUGAUCCCAACUUGGAUUCCCUGCUCAAUCAUUUUGGACUUAAGGACAAAGGACAGACAAAGCGCAACGCUGAUGCAUGUUUGCCAGUCACUCUGAGAGCAGUGCGUGAAUAUGCCCAACCUCUCCCUGCCCCAAUGAUUCUGUGGUCCCUCUUCUUUACCGGGGCUGCAAUCUGUCUCCUAAAAGUGCUUUUCAGUGGGUCUCGCAGCAGCAAAAACAAGGAAAAGGAGGCUGUAGCUGCUGUGGAGAAGAAUGACCAAGCUAUGAAAAAAGAGGAAAAGGAGAAAACAAAACACACAGAAAAUUCGGCAGAUUCUUACAAAUAUGCUAAGAAAAGGAAAUAAUGCGGCUUCCUUGGGUGUUUUAAUGUGGUGGUAUUUUUAUUUUUUUUUCUUUAUCCAAAACUCUAAUCUUUCCUAUUGCAGUUGGGGGAGGGGCAGGACUAGAAGAGAAACAGCAAGUGGCAAUAAAUAUUACAAAGGUUGUCAUUAUUUAAAAUAGAUUUGGCUACCAAAGACUACAGUUCACCCAGACUGCCAGUACUGAACCAUGUUUUGUUUCUGAACAGCAUAAAUCUCCCUGCAUUUUAGUUUUAUGUUCAGUUAUUGCUGCCUUUUAAUAUGUGGCAAGUUUUCAAAAUUAUUGUUUCUGUCUUUUACUGUAGGUUUUGCACACAUAAUGUGUAAUUGUGUAAGUUAAAGUUUUGGAACUAAAAAUAUAAAUAUUUGAAUUUUAAAAUACAAAUGUAAAGCAGCUUUGUAUUUUUAUACUCAGGUUUUGAAAAUAAACCCCAAAGUUAACAUUUGAAACUAUGGGAUGUCUCACUGAUUUUAAUGUUGGUUGAGGUUUAAAUGUUUAGAUUUCCAUGUCUGUGUAAAGAAGAUAUUUAAUUGAUUUUAGAUAUAAUUGUUUCUUAUAGGUUUGAUUGCACUACACUAAAGCACAAUCACCUAGCCAAGAAUUGCCUUUUAUCCAUUCUUCAGGCUUUUUGUGCAGCUGUGAGAUAUUGCCUUAUUUGUGUGUGUGUGUGCGUGUUUGUGUAUAUAUUAGUGUGUAUGUAUAUGUGUGCAUGGAUUAAUUUGAACAGAAAUAAAUGUUCAUCAAAAUCUAAGAAUAUAAGUUCCCAAUCACCACUAGGUAUUGUAAUGUGUAGUAUGGUAUAUAACUUGUGAACAAGGUUUGUGUGGUUUUUGGUGGCAGUGUCACAGUUACUAUAACAGUAAGACACUUUUCUGUAUACAGUUGUACCAAAAUGAUUACAUAGUUUUGUCAUGCCUUUUAGUCAUCAUACACAGUAGCUGCAAAUGUCAUUAAAUAUAUAUGACUUAGAUGACAGCCAGUUAUACAAUAUGGACAAUUCUUAAUGUUCUCUCCACUUGAUCACCAGAAUCAUUACACAGUAAAUGGGAGGGGCUUAUUCAAAUAGAAUUUGUGCAGUAGCUGUAUGUAUUUCUAAUGCUUUGUGAUUGGACUUUUGGAUGCUGUAAUAUUUUGCAUUGUCAUUAAAGUCUUGGGCAAAUAAUUCACUUUUACAAAGGAGGAAAAAAAAAAUGUAUGACUACUACCAACUGUGUGCGUUUAUUUGGGAGGUCACAUUGGGUGUAUGUGAAAUUUAUGGACCUGUAAGGCUGUAUUUAAAAAUAAAUAAAUCAAUUAAAAAAAAAAAAAAAAAAAAAAAGUCAAGUUCAAGAUCCUAAAACAAGGCUGGAGCCAUUCCUUGCUGAAUGAUAUAUUGGGAUUGUUAGGUUAGAAAUAGAGUAGUGAUGUCUUUAGCCUCUAAAUGAAAGCACUUCUGUAUUCUAAUUGUUUCAGAAGUCAGUCCACACAUGUGGAUUAUGUUGGCUUUGUUUCCUUUUUGUUUUCAAACAUGUUGAAUAUAUUAAGUUUCCUUCACUUUAUGAUAAGCUUGUGGGAACACUGAUUGCAAUCAGAGGUCUGGCUGCUGCCAUUUACAUCAAAAUAAUUUGGAUAUUCUGCCCCCAAAUAUCUGAAGCAUUAGUACUAAUCCUUGAUUUAGACCUAAACAGACUCUGAAUCCAGUAUUCAAUUCAGAAUGUAUUGUACUACCAGCUUCAGUGAAAUUCAAUCUGAGCUGCAGUCAAAGCCAUGCGGAUACCACUUUGAGAACAUUGGCAUAUGUGUGUGCACUGCACAUGUAAACACCAGAA
Polyodon spathula (Mississippi paddlefish) is the source of this 4037-nucleotide messenger RNA. RefSeq names its product lipase maturation factor 2-like. The coding region runs from base 111 to 2213 and encodes 700 amino acids. The record is from RefSeq and is a predicted model, not a curated record. Gene Ontology annotation, biological process: protein maturation. The transcript is spliced from 14 exons. Gene Ontology annotation, cellular component: endoplasmic reticulum membrane. Lineage: Eukaryota; Metazoa; Chordata; Actinopteri; Acipenseriformes; Polyodontidae.